Messenger RNA from Arachis duranensis, 2768 nucleotides. RefSeq names its product receptor-like protein 36. The record is from RefSeq and is a predicted model, not a curated record. Gene Ontology annotation, molecular function: protein binding. NCBI's taxonomy places the organism in Eukaryota, Viridiplantae, Streptophyta, Magnoliopsida, Fabales, Fabaceae.
UUCACAUUCAUGUCAUUCCUAUGAAAGUUCUGCUUUACUUCAGUUCAAGACCCAACUCAUUACAAACACUACCUUUUAUGAGUAUGUGUGCCCCAAUCUUUAUCCAAAGAUGAGGACAUGGGAUAAUGGAACAGAUUGUUGUUCAUGGAUGGGUGUCACGUGCCACUCUGUGUCUGGUCACGUGAUUGGCCUUGAUCUCAGUUGCAGUGGGCUUGUAGGUAAUAUCCAUCCUAACAGACUCAUCUCCAUACACUUGUCUUGCUUACAAUCACUUGAUCUCUCUGGGAACUUUGGUUUGAUGUCGAAAGAAACCACUUGGAAGAGAAUCUUGCAAAAUGCAACUGCUUUAAGAGAGAUUGUAUUGGAUGAUACAGACAUGUCUUCCAUUAGUGCAACAGCAAGUCCUUUGUCUUUGAUUGCUAACAUCACAUCUCUUCUGAGUGUCUUGGAUCUUUCAUUGUGUCAAUUCCCAGGAUCACAAAUCCCUUCUUCCUUUUCUAACCUCACACAUUUAACUUCUUUGUACUUGUCUGCAAGUGAAUUAAAUGGUUCAAUUCCAUCAUUUCUCUCAAAUCUUCAACAUCUGACUCACUUGGACCUUUCAGACAAUAGAUUUAGUGGUCAAUUUCCAAACGUACUUGGUCAAUUAACCAGAUUAAAAACACUCAAUCUUGGAAGUAACAAUCUAGGAGGGAAGUUGUUGUUAUCUUCACUAGCUAACUUAACUCAAAUUUCCCACUUGGUUUCUGAUAAUAAGUUUCAGGGGCCUCUACCUAACAAAAUAAUUGGUUUCUCAAGUUUGAUUAGAUUGCUUUUAAGUGAUAACAUGUUGAAUGAAACAAUUCCAUCUUGGUGUUUCUCCUUACCAUUUUUAACAUUCGUAGAUCUAUCAGAUAAUCUGUUUACAGGGCAUAUAAGUGCAAUCUCAUCCCAUUCUUUACAGUAUCUAGAUUUAUGCAGGAAUAAGCUACAAGGAAAUGUUCCAAAAUCAAUGUUUAACCUUGUAAACCUCACAGAGUUAUGUUUGUCAAGCAAGUGGAGUGGUUCCCUCUACUUUUCACUUUUCUCCAAGCUUCAAAACCUUAAAGCUCUUUCUCUUUCAGGUUUUAAUUCAUUGUUAUUAGCUUCUGAAACCAAUGUAAGUUACCAGUUCACCAACUUGUUAUCAUUGCAGUUGCUACAGGUUGAUUUAACUAAUAUUUCCAAAAUCUUGUGGAAAUUUCCAAAGUUGCAAACUCUCGUUUUGUCAGAAAACAAACUUGAAGGAAAUGUGCCCAAAUGGAUACAUGAUAUACAUUCAUUAGAGCGUCUGAAACUAUCACAAAACCAAUUGUCAUCAAUAGGCCAAUUCCCAUGGUAUCAACUUAAAUACCUUGAUCUUAGUUUCAAUCUGCUAACCGAUGACAAUAUUUCCUUUAUCUGCAAUGCAACUUCUCUCCAGAUUGUCAACCUGUCACACAAUAAGUUUAAAGAUACCAUUCCACAAUGCCUUGCCAAUUCACCAGAUCUUCAGGAUUUGGAUUUACCGAUGAAUAAAUUUCAUGGUACUUUACCAAGUACAUUUUCAAGGGAUCUCAUUUCAUUAAAUCUCAAUGGGAACCAAUUGGAAGGACAUCUGCCUAGAUCUCUAUCCAACUGCAAAGAUUUGAUAGAUUUGAAUCUUGGCAACAAUCAAAUUGAGGAUACAUUUCCAAACUGGCUUCAAAGUUUACCGUAUUUGGAAAUAUUAGUUUUACAAUCCAAUAAAUUGUAUGGGCCGAUUGUCAGCUUGAAAACUAAAGAUAUGUUUCCCCAUUUACUUAUUUUUGAUAUCUCAUCCAAUCAUUUUAGUGGUCAAUUACCAAAAGUCUACAUAAAAAGUUUUCAAGCUAUGAAGAGUGUUGUUGGAGUGCAAACAAGUUUUUAUUACAUCAAAAGUAGUUAUGUCUUUAUAACAAAGGAAAUUGAGAUAGAAUACCAUGAGUCUAUGACUGCAACAAUGAAAGGGCUUAGAACCAAUUUUGAGAAAAUUCCAGAAUUUCUUGUAAGUAUUGAUUUAUCAAGUAACAGAUUUGAAGGAGAGAUUCCAGAUGAUUUUGGGGAGCUUCAUCGACUCAUAGGCCUCAAUCUUUCUCAUAACAAUCUCAAUGGUCCUAUUCCUCACUCUCUGGGAAAUUUGUCAAACCUCCAAUCAUUGGACCUCUCCUCAAAUAUGCUUACAGGGAAAAUUCCUGAUGAAUUGACCAAUCUGAUCUCUCUUGAAGUCUUGAAUCUUUCCAGUAACCAUCUUGAGGGAACAAUACCUCGAGGGAAACAGUUUGAUACAUUUUCAAAUGAUUCCUAUGAGGAAAACAUGGGGGUAUGUGGAUUUCCAUUGUCAAUUCAAUGCAACAACAAUGUCCCUCAACAGCAAUAUCCAUCUUCUGAGGCUGAAGACAAGUUUGGAUUUGGUUGGAAACCAGUGGCAAUAGGAUAUGCAUGUGGAAUGGUAUUUGGAAUUGGCUUGGGAUGCUGUGUUUUUCUCAUUGGAAAACCUCAAUGGCUUGUGAUCAUCUUUGGAGGCAAAAGAAUUAAAAGGAGGAGCCGUGGAACCGGCGUGCAAGAACAACUUAGUGGCCACAACUUCUGCAUGAGAAAUCUGUUUCAGGUUUUUGUUGUAACAUAAAUGUGCAAUAAUUAAGUUUGUAUGCUAUGCUGCUGUGUCUUUUUAUAUUUCGUUUGAGGCUUUAAUUUGGUUGUUUCUGUUUCUGUCUUUUUAUAUUUUUAAGUCUAUUGUUACAUAUAUAUGA